Entelurus aequoreus (snake pipefish) is the source of this 4651-nucleotide messenger RNA. RefSeq names its product actin filament-associated protein 1-like 1. The record is from RefSeq and is a predicted model, not a curated record. Gene Ontology annotation, cellular component: cytosol. The transcript has 21 exons. Lineage: Eukaryota; Metazoa; Chordata; Actinopteri; Syngnathiformes; Syngnathidae. Bases 380 to 2599 code for a protein of 739 amino acids. Gene Ontology annotation, molecular function: SH3 domain binding.
CCCAGGGGGUGAUCAAGGGUGAUGGGUCAAAUGCAUAGAAUAAUUUCGCCACACCUAGUGUGUGUGUGACAAUCAUUGGCACUUCAACUUUAACUCAACUUUAAUUGUAGCAGGUUUUAGGACCCGGCAGAGCAGCCAGCAGCGUGUUCCUCCAUGGUUCCCCCAGUCCACCCUGCACUACAAGACCUGGGCUCUUUCAAAGUGAGCACCAGGAAUCAUGGGCGUCCUCUGACAGUGCAUGAAGUCUCACAUGGACGCCAUCACCUGCAGGAUGAAUUCAAACGGCACUAAAUUUUGUACAGCGUCUGGAACAAAACGUCUACGCUUGCAUCUUCACCCACAGGCUGCACUUUGCAGAGGCUUGCACUAUUAACAAGCAAUGGAGGUGUUGGUGAGUGAGCUGAAUGCACUCCUAAAGUUGCUGGACCAGGAGACUCUGAGCUCUUCAACCCAGGAGAAGAAGACCGCCGUGUGGAACCUCUUGCAGAAGAUACAACCAUCAGUUUCAGGAACAGACUACAUCUACAUGAACUCAGCAAUGUACAGGAAUGGCACCAGCUUUGUUGAGUCCCUCUUUGAGAAAUUUGACUGUGAGCUUGGAGACUUAAAGGAUGUUACAGAUGAUUUGAGGCAAGACAAAGACACACAGACCGAGACUUUGAAACAGAACUGUGGAGACUCCUCAACUGUACAUUCAGCAGACUGUCCUCCCCCUCUGCCCACAACGCCUCCCCCAGAGGAGUAUUAUGAGGAGGCAGUGCCACUAAGUCCGGGCAAAAUGCCAGAAUACAUCAUCACAAGAGUUCGGCCUAGCCCUCCUAACUCCAUAGAGGAUGGAUAUGAAGAUGCAGAUAGCAACUACCCAACAACGCGCAUCAACUCCCACCGCAAAAACUCCUAUAAUGAUUCAGACGCCCUGAGCAGCUCCUAUGAGUCGUACGAGGAAGACGAGGAAGAGAGGAGCCCCGGUGUGCAACUCACACAUCAGUGGCCCUCGGACGAAAGCUCCAUGCCCCCUACCAGAGACUGCCGCAUCUGUGCUUUCCUGCUACGCAAGAAACGCUUCGGCCAGUGGGCCAAACAGCUCACUGUCAUACGAGAGAAUAGAUUACAGUGUUAUAAGAGCUCUAAGGACACUUGCCCCUAUGUGGACCUGCUGCUGACCCAAUGCACGGUAGUCUAUGCGCCGAAAGACAGCAAGAGGAAACACCAUGAACUCCGGUUCACUUUACUCAACGGAGAUGCUCUGGUGCUGGCUGUGCAGAGCAAGGAGCAAGCGCACAAAUGGCUCAGGGUUGUCAGAGAGGUGAAGGGCCAAUGCACAGGGCCGGAGGUAUCUGCAUCACCUGUCAUUUCAAGAAAAACUGAACUUGACAAGAGGUUGUCUGCUGAGAGGAACAUUUCAGAUUCAGACAGUUUUGGUGUAUCAACGGGGGAGAACUGCAGAGACAACGGUAAGGUGAAGCGUGGGGCUUUUGCUGCAGGCCGAAAAAUCACACGCAUCAUCAGUUUCUCAAAGAAGAAGGUUUCUAGAACAGCCUACACUGACCCUCGGCAAGGUUAUCUGUCAGUACUUGUCAACCAAGACUGGCAAGAGCACUGGUGCUGUGUGUGCAGAGGCUUCCUGCACUUCUACCAAGACAGAGGCGACCAUCAGACCUCCCUGCCCUCCCUCCCGCUGCAUGGCUGCGAGGUGGUGCCAGGGCUUGGACCCAAGCAUCCAAUUGCCUUCCGUAUCUUACGGGCCAGCACCACAGUGGCUGCUCUAGAGGCAGCAAACUCAGAGGAGCUUGGGAGAUGGCUUGGGGUUCUCUUGGCAGAAACCGGCUGCACGACAGACCCAGAAUCGCUGCAUUAUGACUACGUAGAUGUGGAGACCAUCGCCAAUAUUCGAAAGGCUGCACGCCAUUCCUUCCUGUGGGCCACAACUUCAGGCGGUAACACAGACUCUAUAACAUACGAUGAGGUCCCUACUGAGGACAUGCAGUCUAUGGAGAACUGCCGGCAGCAAUGUGGGAACCAAGGGAAGCGGCGCUCCAGUUUCUCCAGCAGCGAUUCUGACAAAACCAAGCCGUUAAACUCCUUCAAACGAACAGGAUCAAAUUCAAACCAGUACGGAAGGUAUGGGAAAACACGAGCAGAGGAGGACGCCAAGUGUUACCUGAAAGACAAAGAGGAAUUGGAAAAAGAGAGGGGCGGGAUUCGGACUACGCUCCUAAACCUCCGACAGGAGAAGCAAGAAAUUAGGGAACAGCUGCAAUCAGCUACUGGUAAGAGAGCUGUUCUCCUGAACAAGCGUGCGUCUCAGCUGGAGGAAGCUUGCCGUGCUAAGGAGGCAGAGAGAGUGGACUUGGAGCUCCGGCUGUCACAAGUCAAAGAAAACCUGAAGAAGAGCCUGGCAGGUGGAGCACUGGGUGCAGCAGGAGAUGUUGUCCCACCUGUUAAGGGGUCCAGAAAGAAGACGCUUAACAUCUACAGUGAGGCCGUACCCGUAAACUGUGCCUCAGAGAUGCGCAGGAGACCUCCGUCUGUGUACGCUUCAUCUACAGGAACUGUCAUGCAGAAGGCAAAGGAAUGGGAAUCAAAGAAAGGAACCUAAAAGCUGAGAAAAAUGGAAACGAUAACAGGAGGCAAACAUGCAUCCUGCUGAGGAUCAUUGCCCAACAAACAUUCAGAAGCACAGACGGCCAACAUAUGAAUGUUGUAAUGAAAUAAAUUAGCCACUAGGUGGAGAUACAGCUUUUUGGAAAUUAUUUUACAAAGACUUGAGGUUUUUGAACUCCAUCCACUUUUUAUUAAGUCAUUGUUCUUGCCUUAAUACUGCAGUAAUACAAGUACUUAGCAAAGUCAUAUGGUUAAGAUCUCUGAACGUUAAAGUUUGACACGGAGAACGCACGUCAGUGAAAUGUUUACUCUCCUGUUGCAUUCAGGGGGUAUGGUUUUGUGUGGGAAAAGACAGCUUCAUUAAUGUGAUGAGUUGGAAAAAAUAAGAGGAUGUGAGGUAAAUGAUAACUUUUUCUUUUUCUUUCUUUUUUUAUGUCUACUGUUCAUGUGUAAUGCCCAUCCAGCUCCAAAGUAAUGUGCCGUGCUUGGUUCUAAACACAUCAUUCAUCAUUUUGACUAAUUUUAGGACACAGGUGCUUACUGUCAAAUAGUGUUUUUGCUGCAACAAAAUAAGUCACCCAAUGUCUUCUUUAGUAGGAACAUCUCUUUCUCUUUUCUAUGUGCCUGUUAAACCUGUGGUUGACUUUUGCACUUUAAGACCUGACCUGGGUAUCUAUAGACCCUUGAACAUUAAAAUAAUGGAUUUAUGCGAUUUAAAGCCAUUAAAUAUGUUUGUAAAACGUUUACACGUGGGACCCUUGUUUAAAAAGAACUGUAAUUAAAUGUAUGUGUUGCCAUAUCUUAACAUAUUUUGUUCUUUCCACUUGUUUUGUAGAUUGUAAUGAAGUAGCUGUGUUUACCACAGGACUACAAUCGAUUCGUGGUGGUGGGUUGAGGAGGUAUGGAUUAAAUUACAUCAUUGUCUAAUUUGCACAAUGGCCCUGACACAUAUGUGUGUCAUUCUUGUGACACUAUAGAGUAAAAGUGUCAAACACAAAGCCCAAAGGGCCAUAUCCGGCUCGCCGUAUCAUUUUAUAUGGCCUGUGAAAGCCUAGAAUUAAUAUUUUUUAAUAAAAGUACUUUAUCAUCUACUGCAUGCAAUUGAAUAUCUUUUAAAAUUUCAUAUUAUCUAAUAAAGCAACAAUCUUAUACAUAUACAUACACAUAUUGUACAUACAUAUAUUGUUUUUUAAAAAACAAUAUAUAUAAACACACAUAUAUAUAUAUAUAUAUAGCUUGAGGUAUGAUCUCAAAGCAAGUUAUUUAUCAAAUUGUACAUUAUAAACAUGACAAUAGAUUUUUCAUUUACAGUAAUGCACUGUAAAAACAACAAGCAUAGAUUUUACGAUCCAAAAAUUGGAAGUUCAGUCACCAGAAAUCUUACAGUAGAAAAAAAAGCUGUGCCUUUUUCACUGUAAAAACUAACAUACAUGUUCUGGUAAAAUUCUGGUGACUGAGCUACUACUUUUAACCACGAAAUCCACAAGUUUUUUUUUACAGAGUACCGUAUUUUUCUGAGUAUAAGUCGCUCUGGAGUAUGAGUCGCACCGGCUGAAAAAGAAGGAAAAAAACAUAUAUAAGUCGCACUGGAGUAUAAGUCGCAUUUUUUGGGGAAAUUUAUUUGAUAAAACCCAACACCAAAAAUAGACAUUUGAAAGGCAAUUUAAAAUUAAUAAAGAAUAGUGAACAACAGGCUGAAUAAGUGUACGUUAUAUGACGCAUAAAUAACCAACUGAGAACGUGCCUGGUAUGUUAACGUAACAUAUUAUGGUAAGAGUCAUUCAAAUAACUAUAACAUAUAGAACAUGCUAUACGUUUACCAAACAAUCUGUCACUCCUAAUCGCUAAAUCCCAUGAAAUCUUAUACGUCAAGUCUCUUACGUGAAUGAGCUAAAAAAUAUUAUUUGAUAUUUUACGGUAAUGUGUUAAUAAUUUCACACAAUUCGCUCCUGAGCAGGGACGUGCACAUGAUUAUAGAGGGGCAGGGGCUCAAAGUCAAAAAAGGGCAGAACAUUUUUUUUUGGUCCUUUACACAAUAUGGAAAUUA